CUUUGUUCUUUCUCGUUUCGCUCCGCUAGUCACAUACCAUAACUGUCUGCCCGGGAUCUUGUGGAGCGAGCCACACACGCAUGACCAGGUCUCCGCCUUCUGAGCCCCUCCGCCUGUCCCGCAGUAAUACUAUAUCCGUAUUUGCCCUCCCAGGUUCAUAUCCGCAGUCACGUCGGACGAUUGUUUCCUCGUUCCAAAUCUAUCGAUUGCACCUGAGAUCCACCAUGGUCGAGGUCGACUGACCGCUCUGUCACUCCUUCCAUUCUUAUUCGGAUCGACUUCCUGACCACCGGCACUUGCCUCUGUCGAUCUACUUGGUCAACCUCGCCGCCUGUCAUUCAACUUUGUUCUGACCUUGCUGUCGUAACUCUACGUCAGUGCCUAAUAUCAACCGACCUUAUCACUAUCCACGAAGGAUCAGUCCCACAUUCACAUCAGCACCAUGGACGAGACAAAGCUUUACAUCAUCCUCGGUGCCGUCUUGGGCACUCUAGUCCUCGCAGGAGUUUCAGUUGCAGUACUCUUUUGCUGGAAGCGUAAUAAGAGAAGGGUGCGAGGCUUCUCCCUCCGUGCUGUUACACCGUUGGACGACUCCGUCUUCGAGUCAUGGCGGCGGCCCAGUGAACAUGCACAACGAAAUGAGAAGUACGGCAUCCGGCCAAUGCACUCAGCAGUCAUACGCCAUGAGACGUCGCCUACCAUGUUCGAGAAAGAACUGGAUCUGUAUGAUCACCCUCGAUCACCGUCACCAGAUGACAUUUCACCUCCUCUUCAAUCACCAAGAGACUCGAUACGCAAGCCAGAGCGAGCACGGAGAAAGUCAAGCGUUGCUUCCACUAUCGCCGACCGACCACCAACACCCUACUCGCCCACUUCUACCAACAGCGACUUCCUUGUUGGUUCAUAUGGCUCUCGCAAAUCGCAGCCAUUGAUUCGUCACCAACCUUCGAUGUCAGAAGCAUCGGCUUUCAGGUUCGAAUUCGAAUCAAAUCACGAGGCCCACCAGAAGAGACCCGAACACUGGGUUUGAAUAAUUGCCCCAUUCUUGAGGGCUACCAUGUGGAACCCUUAGCACGAGCAACUAUCGGAAGAAGCACCAAUAUGAACUGGACGGUCGUUCCCUGCAAGACAACUUGACACUUCGAAGUCGCACAAAGACUGUCAGCCCUCUAUCAUCGAUCACGUCGGUCCCUGCUGUACAACCGUAUAACCUACCACCAGCCAGCGUGCCCUCCUGUCAUCACUU
Macroventuria anomochaeta is the source of this 1246-nucleotide messenger RNA. RefSeq lists its product as uncharacterized. The record is from RefSeq and is a predicted model, not a curated record. The transcript has a single exon. The coding region runs from base 443 to 1030 and encodes 195 amino acids. NCBI's taxonomy places the organism in Eukaryota, Fungi, Ascomycota, Dothideomycetes, Pleosporales, Didymellaceae.